CUAUCGACCGACAGCUCCAAACGGUAGGAUACCAGUAACGAACAGAUCCAGCAACGGCAAUACAUACAUCAUCAGAAGCGGAUCAAGGAAGGAUCAAGGGUCUAUUACCAUACUAGCUAGUGAAGCGGAUGGUGUAGCAUUGAGAACCGGGUCCUUGGUAAAGGACAGUCACACGCAUCGUUACUUGCUACGGUACUUGCUAGGUAGCUCGCUAGAGUCGAGACCAUCUAUCUAUUAUCCUGAGUUCUGUUCUGGCCAAUCUUCGUGUAUACCCUUUUCGGAAUCAAUCGUCAAUCAUCCAUCUGAAGAAGUUUAAAAAAAGAAAGAAAGAUGAGCUCUACUAGUAUGCCCACCAGCAAUGGUGAUGAUAAUAACAUGGACGAUGAUGAUGAUGAUGGCUCUAAUAAUGUGAUUAUCUGUUCGUCCGAGUUUCUGACGGACGAUGUGGGAGACGAACAAGUCCGUGCACUGGCGGCCGCGUUGGCACCGCAGAUUCGUGAAUUGGAAAAUUUGAUGGACGAUCCUCUGUUUCGGUCGUCUCAUGAUGAUGACGAUAAUAAGGAUAAUGAUCAUGAUCCCGUCAAUACGAAAGAGUCGACUACGCCACAACCACAGAAACCACGUGAUUCCAAAGUGGUCAUUUCGGACGAUGAUGAAGACGAUGAAGCACAAACUCCCAAGAAACCAAACGCAGCACAACCAGCGGAUGAUACUACUACUAUGAUUAGAGAUGAUGAUGAUGACAGUGAAGCCAUGAUGGAAGGAUUGGAUGACGAUGAUAUGGAUCAAGAAUUGGAACAAUUAGCAUUUGCCGAAGAUAUUUUGAGACGAGAACUCGAUUUGGCCAAGGAAUUUGCGUCUUUCUUUGGUUCUUCUCCCACACCUAGUUUGUUUUCCAGUUCGCCCGAUCCCAGUGGUGCUCUCGCUGGAGGAUUCCGCAAUAUGACUUUGGAUUUCACUACCAGUACUACUGCUACGUCUGCAGGGAUUGCUCCCACCAGUCUAUUCCAUACGGCCGUUAGUGCACCCGAUUUGACCACUGUCAAGUCCAAACCGGUUGUGGUUACCCAAAAAACAGAGGAAUCACAGCUACCCAUGGAUACUACUGCUACCAGCAACAGCAACAACAACCCACAAGCAACAGUCAGUCCACCUUCCUCUCUUCAGCAGCCUUCAGCAGCAGCAGCUCCCGUCGUUAUUCAACAAAUGGAAGCCGAUUUGGAUGGAGAUGAAGACGACCCGGACAUGCUCGUCGAACAACAAGACGCCAGUACCAAAGAAUUAAAAGAAAACAAUACAUCCUCCAAAUUCGAUCCCAAAUUGACACAACAGGAAACAUUACAUUUUGAUGCCGAAGCCAUGGAACAUAUUAUUAGCAAUCAUCAUCAUCAAUCGAUUGGAAGUAUUACACUCGAUACGGUAGGAACGGCGCUGCAGUCUGCCAAGGAUGCCGUGGCAGAAACAAACAACAACAACAACAGCACGAACCAACAGCAACAAACUACAACAACAACAACUGUGCCACAAGAACCACCCAAAGAACCAGCGACUACUGUCGACCACCCAAAGAGCAAUCCUGCCGUACCACCAACCCAAUCUUCUUCUUCUUCUUCCAACAACAAGAACAAUACUAAUAAGCACAGCAACAACAACAAUAACAAAUACGCCACACCGCGGAGACGUCGUCAUCAUGAUCUACAGGAACAAACACCCGCCACACCACAAACGUCCAUUGUGCUUUGGAAGGCUCCUCAGUACAAUUAUACUUCCAAUGAUCAUUUCAAAUCACUACUCAUCUGCAAGGAACCACAAGGGGCUUGGUAUUCCGUAGAUCUUACGGCACAUCUCUUGGUACAACAACAACAACAGCACAGUGGUAGUGUAUCCGAUACCGGUAGUACUACUACUUCACUGACCGAACACAACAACAACAACAAUAUCCCAUCGACGGUCGGAAUUGGAAUCAAAGAGUAUUGUCUCAGUAUCACACAGUGGAAACGACUCUUUGUGGGACUCCGGGUAGAAGGAGACGAAGAAAAACAGCAAAUCAGACGGCAACAGAAGCUACAACAACAAACUACUACUACUGGACAACAACCGCCAUCGACACCGCAGCACACUUUAUUGGAUACGAGUAGUAGUAUCCAACAACCGACGUCUCCUCCAUCCUCGAACAAACACAGAGCAAAUGAUCCGUCCUCUCCAGCUCCGCAUCAUGACGAUGUACCUCACCGAAAAGCACCCGUGCGAACCAUUUCCAUUCGCAUUCGGCCCGAUGUACUCUGUGGAGCCGUCAUGGAUGCCGUCACACAAACACUCGUCAAUUGUCCCCAUGCGUCCAUUAUCAAGCGACAAGGAGGACACCUACAGGCUACCGUCAGAGGACAAGUCAUACCACCACCAACGCAGGCCAAUAAUAAUAUGCAGGGUUCACCCAAUGUUUCCAUGGACUCCACUGCCACACCGCGCCGAUCGUCGUCGUCCGUCACGUCGAUUCGGGAAUACACCUUUUUUGUCGAUGCCCAGUUGUGCACACACAAGAGUCCUGCCUGUGAACGAGUCUUGCUCUUGCGUAUAUUCCACUGGGGAAAGGAAGAUCAAGAUGCCACGGAAGAAGGAGACUUGUGGUCACCCUCGUCGUCCAAUAACAACAACAACGUUGUUGACAGCAAUAAUCCAUUUGCACAACCAUCCGAUGAACAACAAUUCUUGAUUGAUGGCGAACAAUUCAAUAGCAAUUUCCCACAAUCCCCCAACUCGACAAUGCAACAGCAUCAACAAGCCCAUCAAGCCAAUCGACACUUGCGUGAAGCGUGUGCACUGAUUCAACGAAUCGAAUCGCCCGAGUUGGCACGCAAAAUGCGACCGCUGGUGCACAAGACGACACCCACACAAGCGGCGGCAGCCGAAUUACGAGAUUUGAUUUCCGAGCAUUUGCUUCACAACUAUCGUGCGUGUCCGUCGGUAUUGCGACCCGAUACGACAAUUACGCUUCCCGCACUUUCGCCGCACGACUGGCCCAUUAUUCAAGCGGCGUGGGGUUGGAUUCAGUCCGUGUGGGAUGAACUGGAAACCAGAGAGUUGACCUAUCUGUCCUUCUUGCCCAUGUUGUCGUGGAUGACCAUGAUGCCCCCUGCCGUGGCGGAAGCUGACGGAAUAACACAAGACGAAUUUACUACUCCACCGGAUCAUGAUUCGCCGACUCCAGUGUUGUCAUUGGCCCCUCCUGUACCAAGGUUUGGAGCCUUUCCGGCUUUGCCAACAUUGGAUGUUCAAUAUUGCUCUCAGUUAAGAAGAUUGUCUCGAGAAUCCAUGAUUGGCCAAUUACUCAAGGCGGCUUCUGUGCUGGAAGACUACGCACGACAAGCAGAAUAUCAAUGCGCCAACUUGAUUGAUCUCUUGCGGCCGACGUUUGCCUAUUACGGAGUGGACACACCGUCGCUGCCCAAGCCAGCACCCCUAUCAGCCUAUCCGCUGGAGUACACACCGCCUCAAUCGUUGUGCCCUCCGUGGGGAAUGAAGGUCAUGGAAGCUAUGAACCAAGUGACGGCCAUGAGUCACCAGCAGAAUGCCAUGCAAGAAGAACCGCAAGACCCCGAAAGCAUGCAGUCGCAUCAACAGCAGCAGGCCCUAGAAUCGCUUGCGAUGGCAGAGACAGCCGUGCAGAUGGUCUAUGAUGCAUUCCAGGAGCAAGACGACGAAGAACAUAGCGCUCGACUGGCCCGCAAAAAUUUGCAGGUCAUGGAUCGGUUGGCCAAGAUGCAGGAACACAAUCGCGCGUCGAUUCAUGCUUUGAGCAUCAGUAUCCCCACCAGCGGUGCCGCGAAAGCUGCUGCGGACGAGUUUUUUGCCAAGGCUGGAAAUGGCAUUAUUGGAUUGUUGCAUGCCAAGAAUGGCACCAGAGGAGCACCGCUGGCAGAACGAGAGGGUUUGAGAACAAGUGUUCACGCUCCACCGUUCCGGGAAGUCCCUUUGAUGAAGUGGACUAUGGGCGUUGGUGGUUCGUCUGGCACUUGCACCAUCACUGCGAAUCAGAUCCUGUUCACCCCUGCCAAGCUGAUCCCUUUGUUGAGCCAUAGUCAGUCGACUUGGUUUCAUAUGGCAGAUGUGGAGUUCGGAAUCGUCACUACUCCCCCAACGUUGUUGAAUCCACUGUCGACAAUGAUUCAAGUCUUGGACGCCAGCACGGGAACUCCCGUGUACAGUUUCAAACCAUCUUCCGCGGGACCUCGUUUGAAGAGUUUCUUGGACAUCGUCCAGAAGGAAAGUGCGGAGGCGAUGGCCGCCAAUGUGAGGGUAAACCAGGAGUUACAAGAGCAGGCGGAGUUGGACCUAACCAUGUAGACACCAACAAAUUUGGUUGACCGAGUGGUCUUGCUUUGAGAAUCUCGUUGGUAUGUGUUUUGGUUCCAGCGUCGCUUCUCCCUCUAGUAGGAGAA
Molecule: messenger RNA, 4439 nt
Organism: Seminavis robusta
Lineage: Eukaryota; Bacillariophyta; Bacillariophyceae; Naviculales; Naviculaceae
Source: the annotation of a GenBank genome assembly